AUGACCACGUUUCCCGUUCAGAGCUGUUUUCUAAUAAGCCCCUUAGUCUUGGAUUGUGUAACAAGAACCCAGACCGACGUUGAACUAAUAAAGUCGAACCUCGAUAGAAAAGAAGAACUCGAAGUCCUUGAAUGGCUUACACCGAUCGACUACGGUCCUCAACACAGUGACAUCUUGAAGAGACGACAAUCAGGAACUGCGCAGUGGUUCUUAGACUCUGCAAUAUACCAGGCAUGGAUAAGCUCAAACAAGCAGACGUUAUUCUGUCCCGGUAUUCCCGGCGCAGGAAAAACAAUCUUAACGGCAGCCGUCAUUGAUGACAUUACUGCCCGAUUUCUACAUGACAGAUCUAUUGGAAUUGCGUAUGUCUACUGUGACUUCCGCCGGCGAAACGAGCAAAGCGCGGAAGACUUAAUAACAAGUCUCCUUAAGCAGUUAAGUCAAUGCCGGCCUUCCCUCCCAGACAUUGUGCGCAGCCUCUAUGACCGGCAUAGACAUAGACGGACCCGACCAGAAUUCGACGAAAUUUCAACGACACUCCGAUCUGUGGGUGCUAUGUACUCGAGAGUCUUUAUUAUAAUCAAUGCGCUCGAUGAAUGUCAGGCAUCUGAUGACUGUCGAAUGAGGUUUAUCAAGGAAAUACUGAAUUUCCAGGCAACUUGCGGAGGAAAUACUUUUGCCACUUCAAGAUUCAUUCCGCAGAUCACUGAGAGAUUUAACAACUGCAUGACACUGGAAAUCCGUGCACAUGAUCAAGAUGUUCAGGAAUAUUUAAGAAGUAGGAUAUUGCAAUGUGAAUCGAGGCUGUUAGCCUCCCACAGCGAAGAGAUUCAAACUGAAAUCACGAAAGCUGUCGAUGGAAUGUUUCUGCUAGCACAGCUUCACUUCGACGCGGUGAAAUCGAAAAAAACUACGAAAAGAGUAAAAGAGGCUCUGAAAGGCCUUGCAAAGGGGUCUGAAGCAUACAAUGAUGCAUACGAAGAUGUGAUGCAGCGAAUUGAAGGGCAGGACAAGGAUUCCCGGAAGCUUGCACACGAUGCGCUAUCGUGGAUCAACAGUGCAACGAGGCCGCUCAAUACAUUAGAGCUUCAACAUGCACUUGCUGUAGAAGCGGAGUCAGAAUUCGACAGAGACAACAUUCCAUUUCUGGAUGACAUCAUCUCUGUCUGUGCAGGCUUGGUCACAGUUGAUGAAGAGAGUGAUGUCAUUCGAUUGGUACAUUAUACAGCACAAGAAUUCUUCCAACGAACGUGGACCAUGUGGUUCUCAAACGCACAUCAUGGCAUUGCGACAGCUUGUGUCACAUACCUCUCUUUCGACCCCUUCAAAGCAGGCCCCUGUUCCACAGACAUGGAUUUUGAAGCGCGAUUAGACACAUACCCCCUUUUCUCCUAUGCAGCGAGGAACUGGGGUCAUCAUGUUCGGACACAACAAACGGGAAUAGGCUUGAUAUUAGCCCUGCUUGAAGAUACACCCAGGCUUAAUGCCUGUGUGCAAGGCCUUUUUGCUCGCAAAGAAUUUCCAACUCACUGGAAUUAUAGCCAAGAGGUUCCCAAAUUGUUUACAGGACUCCAUCUUGCAUCAUACUUUGGGCUAGAAAAUGUGGUGCUAUACAUGAUUCAGCAGGGGAAACAGUCUGAAGCCAUCGACUCGUUUGGUCGACUCCCAUUGACAUGGGCAGCCUUUAAUGGGUACGUGGGAGUAGCUCAACACCUGCUGGAGAGAAGUAUCAAGUCAGAUUCAGGAGAUAAUGAUGGUCGAACCCCACUAGCGUGGGCAGCAUGCAAUGGGCAUGAGCGAGUGGUCAAACUUCUGGCUGAGAAAGGUCUUGACCUAGGCUCGAGAGAUACCUUCGGCCGUACUCCACUA
Molecule: messenger RNA, 1869 nt
Organism: Aspergillus vadensis CBS 113365
Lineage: Eukaryota; Fungi; Ascomycota; Eurotiomycetes; Eurotiales; Aspergillaceae
Product: ankyrin repeat domain-containing protein
Exons: 2
Molecular function (GO): protein binding
Source: RefSeq, a predicted model, not a curated record